This is a messenger RNA of Ilyonectria robusta, 4560 nucleotides long. RefSeq lists its product as uncharacterized. The record is from RefSeq and is a predicted model, not a curated record. The transcript has 3 exons. Gene Ontology annotation, molecular function: magnesium ion binding; ATPase-coupled intramembrane lipid carrier activity; ATP hydrolysis activity. Gene Ontology annotation, biological process: phospholipid translocation. Lineage: Eukaryota; Fungi; Ascomycota; Sordariomycetes; Hypocreales; Nectriaceae. Gene Ontology annotation, cellular component: plasma membrane. Bases 1 to 4560 code for a protein of 1519 amino acids.
AUGACCACCACAACCACCCCCGAAGGUGGCUCCCAUCCGGGCGCCCUUAAUGCCACCCAGCGAGCGCGAUGGGCCACCCGGAGAAUGACUGUCAGGAGCAGUAGCAACAAACGCAACUCGCUCAUGAACCGCAUGCACAAGAAGACCGGAUCCAACGAGAAGAACCCGCCGCUCCCCGAAGGUUCCGAGCCGCCCGCUGAAGAUGCCGUGCAGCCGCCCAUCGACGCUGGCAAUCAAGAAGAGAGUGAGGAUGUAGAGGAAGCAUCUGGAACCCGGGCUCUCUAUUUCAACCAGCCUCUGCCGGACAGUCUGGUGGACGAAGAAGGCCAUCCGAUUCAGGAAUUCACCCGCAACAAGAUUCGGACAGCCAAGUACACACCCCUCUCCUUCGUACCAAAAAACCUGUGGUUCCAGUUCCACAACGUCGCCAACAUAUUCUUCUUGUUCUUGGUUAUUUUGGUGUUCUUCCCCAUUUUCGGUGGUGUCAACCCAGGCCUGAACGCUGUGCCCCUGAUCUUCAUCAUCACUGUCACCGCUAUCAAAGAUGCCGUCGAAGAUUACCGAAGAACCGCUCUCGAUAUCGAACUCAACAACGCCCCCGUUCACCGACUGCGAAACUGGACCAAUGUCAAUGUGCUUGAGGGAGACGUUUCCGCUUGGCGACAGUUUAAGAAGGGCAACUCGGCCUUCUUUGGUUCCAUCUGGCGCGGCAUCCAAAGCAUUUGGUCCAAGAAGGCCAAGGAGGAGCGAGCCCGACGCAAGAAUGAGACUGUGGACGACCCGGUGCGACCCUCCAUGGAGACACACCACACCAGACGCUCUGUCCGUGAAUCUAUUGCCUCUCCUUUUACCGGGCGCGAGUCAUUCAUGUCCGCCCGAGAAGACAUCCAGAUGACUCCGGUGCCCUCCCCAACGCCAACGCCGCACAUUCGGAUCCAGGUCCCUGAGAACGAGGAAGCUAAGCGUGCUGCCGCAGUAGCAAGGAUGGACACGAGCAUCAUCCAGCGCGAUCAUCCCAUCAAAGGCGCUCGAUUCCAGAAGGAUGCCUGGAAGAGCAUUGUUGUCGGCGACUUUGUCCGUAUCUACAAUGACGAAGAAUUGCCAGCCGACAUCAUUAUCCUCUCCACUUCUGACCCGGAUGGCGGAUGCUAUGUCGAGACGAAGAAUUUGGAUGGCGAGACCAAUCUCAAGAAUCGCCAGUCACUCCGAUGCGGUCGACCAAUCAAGCACGCCCGAGACUGCGAGCGAGCAGAGUUCAUUAUCGAAAGCGAGGCCCCUCAACCGAAUCUGUACAAGUAUAACGGCGCCAUCAAGUGGCAGCAGUCUGUGCCUGGCUAUGCCGAGGAGGAUCUCGAGGAUAUGACCGAGCCUAUUGGUAUUGACAACCUGCUUCUGCGAGGUUGCCACUUGAGAAACACUGAAUGGGUUCUUGGUGUCGUCGUCUUUACUGGACACGACACCAAGAUUAUGAUGAACGCUGGUAUUACCCCAAGCAAGCGUCCACGAAUCGCCCGCGAGAUGAACUUCAACGUCAUCUGCAACUUUGGUAUCCUGCUCAUCAUGUGCUUGCUCGCUGCUAUUGUCAACGGCGUGGCAUGGGGAAAAUCGGACGCUUCUCUCAACUUUUUCGACUAUGGGUCGAUUGGUGGUAGCCCGGCUAUGAGCGGUUUCAUCACCUUUUGGGCCGCACUCAUUUUGUUCCAGAACUUGAUUCCCAUCUCAUUGUAUAUCACCCUUGAGAUCGUCAGAACGCUCCAAGCCGUCUUCAUUUAUAGCGACGUGGAGAUGUACUACGAGAAGAUCGACCAGCCCUGUAUUCCGAAGUCGUGGAAUAUUUCAGAUGACCUUGGCCAGAUUGAGUAUAUUUUCUCCGACAAGACUGGCACAUUGACUCAGAACGUCAUGGAAUUCAAGAAGGCCACCAUCAAUGGACAACCUUACGGAGAGGCCUACACGGAGGCGCAGGCUGGAAUGCAGAAACGUCUGGGUAUCGAUACCGAAAAGGAAGGCGAAAGGAUUCGGGGUGAGAUUGCUAACGCAAAGAUUCGUGCUCUCGAGGGCCUCCGAAAACUUCACGAUAACCCCUACCUCUACGACGAUGAUGUCACUUUCGUUGCUCCCGACUUUGUUGCCGACUUGGCCGGUGAGCAUGGCCCCGAGCAACAAGCAGCAAACGAGUACUUUAUGCUGUCCCUAGCCCUCUGCCAUACUGUCAUUGCUGAGAAGUCCCCCGGAGAACCACCCAAGAUGAUCUUCAAGGCCCAAUCCCCUGAUGAGGAGGCCCUCGUUGCUACUGCCCGUGAUAUGGGCUUCACUGUCCUUGGAAACUCCGGAGAUGGCAUCAACCUCAACGUUCUUGGCGAGGACCGCCACUACCAGAUUCUCAACACUAUCGAAUUCAACUCUACCCGAAAGCGAAUGAGCUCUAUUGUUCGCAUGCCCGAUGGCCGUAUUAUUCUCAUCUGCAAGGGUGCCGACAGUGUGAUCUAUGGUCGAUUGAAGAAGGGAGAGCAGAAGGAGCUGAGGAAAGAGACCGCAGAGCAUCUUGAGAUGUUUGCCCGUGAGGGACUGCGAACUCUGUGCAUCGCUCACAAGGAGGUGACGGAGGGGGACUAUCUACUCUGGAAGAAGGAACACGAUAUUGCCGCAGCUUCCCUGGAGGACCGAGAGGAGAAGCUAGAGGCUGUUGCCGAACUCAUUGAACACGACCUGCUCCUCCUGGGUGGCACUGCCAUUGAGGAUCGCCUGCAAGACGGAGUGCCAGAUACCAUUGAGCUGCUGGGCAAUGCCGGCAUCAAGCUCUGGGUCCUCACUGGUGAUAAGGUGGAGACUGCCAUCAACAUCGGUUUCUCAUGCAACUUGCUUAACAACGACAUGGAGUUGAUCCAUAUCAAGGUGGACGAGGACGAAAAUGGAGAGACCAGCGACGACACUUUCCUAGAUAUGGCGGAGAAGUUACUGGAUGAGAACCUCCAGACAUUUGGUAUUACCGGAAGCGAUGAAGAUCUUGCCCAUGCCAGGAAGAACCACGAACCCCCUGCCCCGACUCACGGAGUGGUGAUUGAUGGAUUUACUCUUCGAUGGGUUCUGAACGAUCGGUUGAAGCAGAAAUUCCUUCUGCUUUGCAAGCAAUGCAAGUCAGUCCUCUGUUGCCGUGUCAGUCCCGCACAGAAAGCUGCCGUCGUCGCCAUGGUAAAGAAUGGCCUUGACGUUAUGACCCUCUCCAUCGGAGAUGGUGCCAACGACGUGGCCAUGAUCCAGGAAGCUGAUGUUGGUGUUGGUAUCGCGGGUGUGGAAGGCCAACAGGCCGCCAUGUCCUCUGACUAUGCCGUCGCUCAGUUCCGAUUCCUUUCAAGACUGGUGCUGGUGCAUGGUCGGUGGUCUUACCGUCGAUUGGCAGAGAGCAUCAGUAACUUCUUCUACAAGAACAUGGUGUGGACUUUCGCUAUUUUCUGGUUCGAGAUUUUCUGCGACUUCGACAUGACCUACCUCUUCGACAUGACCUACAUUCUGAUGUUCAAUCUUUUCUUCACCUCCCUUCCCGUCGGCAUUAUGGGUAUUCUGGACCAGGAUGUAUCUGACAAGGUCUCGCUGGAGGUGCCACAGCUAUAUCGCCGUGGCAUUGAGCGAAUGGAGUGGACUCCGUCCAAGUUCUGGAUGUACAUGGUUGACGGCAUAUACCAAUCUGUCAUGGUCUUCUUCAUCCCAUACCUGCUCUUCAUGGACGGUACCUUCAUUGGCAUGAAUGGCCUCGGCCUUGAGGAUCGACUCCGAUUCGGUGCUUAUGUUGCUCACCCUGCUAUCAUCACGAUCAACAUGUACAUUCUCAUCAACACCUACCGAUGGGACUGGCUGAUGGUGUUGAUUGUCGUUAUCAGCGACGUCUUCAUCUUCUUCUGGACCGGAGUGUACACCUCCUUCACCUCAUCCGAGUUCUUCUAUGGAGCGGCGAGCCAGGUGUACCGGGAGGCGACGUUCUGGGCCAUCUUCUUCAUUGUGCCAGUCAUUUGCCUAUUCCCUCGAUUCGCCAUCAAGGCGCUGCAGAAGGUGUACUGGCCAUAUGACGUCGAUAUCAUUCGUGAGCAAGAGAGGAUGGGCAAGUUCUCGCACCUGUCACCCACGGAUGACGCCGACGAUACCACCGUGGCCGACUGCAGGAGCAACAAGUCCAAGUCAUCAAACAGUUCCAAAUCAAGGAAGGCGAAGCAUGUAACGUACGGCAGCGUCGACGAAGACUUGCGACCCAUCUACCCGCCCUCGACAGCUACCCGAACGACUACGUAUAACCAACAUAGUCAAAACGGCAGCGACUCGACCAACUAUACCGGCCCUCGCAUGUCAAUGGACAUUCCAGUCCAGGGACGGCCGUCCAUUGAUCGUGCUCGACCAUCAUACGACCGUAUGCGGGCAUCCAUGGACCGCGUGCGACCAAGUUAUGAGGCCAGUAGCGACUUCACAUCAGCGGCGCGACUGUCGCGAAUCGAGUCAAGCCAGUCUCAAGGCGGCCGAUUCCGACCGCGAUUGCGCGGACUGUCACUCUCCAAGAGUGCCCAACAGUAG